Molecule: messenger RNA, 327 nt
Organism: Iphiclides podalirius (scarce swallowtail)
Lineage: Eukaryota; Metazoa; Arthropoda; Insecta; Lepidoptera; Papilionidae
Source: the annotation of a GenBank genome assembly
AUGCCUUCUUCUGAUAAUUUUUACCACGAUGAAAUAAUCCAGCGGCCGAGAAAGAAGCAUAGACCACAUAAAAAUGCGGAUAGUUAUUAUCCUACUGACGACCUCAGUGAUUACGUUUUGGUACCAAAGAAGAAACUGAAGAAACCACCAAGGGAUUUACCAGAUGUCAGUGAUUAUCCAUCGGACGUGGACGAAGAUUAUGAUCAUCCUGAAGAUGAUGAUGAUAGGAAUCACAAACCACCCCGAUCCGGCCAAAAAGAAGUCGUGCGGAAAAUUGUUAAGAAGAGAAGGCCGUCGAUUAUUAAAUUGUUAGAUAUAUUAGAUAUU